Molecule: messenger RNA, 2046 nt
Organism: Phytomonas sp. EM1
Lineage: Eukaryota; Euglenozoa; Kinetoplastea; Trypanosomatida; Trypanosomatidae
Source: the annotation of a GenBank genome assembly
AUGCGCUGUUGGCAGUUUGCUGCGUCGAGGAGGCUGAGCCUGGCAGGAUCCAAAGUCGGGAGAUUUCCCCCCGCCGCGUUCCCACCUGCGAGCUCCACGCUGCCAUCGCGAGGGACCUUCACAACGACCCCCGUAAGCCCUCCUUUACAGGAGGAAAUGCGCGCGAAGGGUUUUGUGAACUCCACGCCGAACUUCUCCUGUGAUUUUACGGACUCUUCUCCCUCCCCCGAGGCAUCUUUCCCUGGUGGGUUUGAAACCACCCCGGCGACGGGCGUUCGCCUCGUGGAGGACCUCCACGGCCCCUGGCUGGUGAUGACGGACGACCUGCAAGGGGAGCUUUUUGUCGAUCAUGACGGCUUCGUUUAUUACCGCCCGGCGAACGGGAUUGGGUAUGGGAUCGGCCAAAUCAAGCUGCUCGGGGCCGAGGACGAACUCGGUACGGCCUUCACCUGCACCUUAAUGGUCUAUGCGUACGCCGCGACGGAUCGAUUCCCCCCGAUGUACGGCAUCACGCUCCACAUCACGGGAAUGGUCAACCACGUGACCGCGAAGACGCCUCAGGCCUUCUCGACGUUUUCCCUGAUCGGGAUUUGGCAGAAGGAGGAUCCGAAUAACGCGGAUUCGAAGGUGGGGGUGGAUUCAUCCCACGAGUGCGGGGUGGAGGGGGAGGGGAAGGGAGAAGCGAUCGCACCAAAGCGCCUCACCGGGCAGUUUAACGCGGCCAAACUCUCGCCGUGGCAGCCGACCGCAAAGGAUGUGGCGUGGAAGCCGAACGCGGAGCUCCAGGCCGCGCUGGCAGGGGUCUUCCCGCGGGAUCUCGCGCUUUCCCCUCAUUUCCGUGGGGGAAUUGACCCCUCUUCCUCCACGCCCUCCUCUUCGUCCUCUUCUUCUUCCCGCCCCCCGCCUUUCCCUGCGCCUCCUCGUGUGCUUCCGCAUCACGUUGAUCUCGCCCCUUAUCGCGUUGGUUCGAUCCCCUCCAUUUUUUACCUCCCCGAUUAUCUCACUCCCGAAGAGGAGGAGGUGAUCCUCGCCAGCGUGCGGGAGACCCCUACCGCGCUCAAAACCACCCUCCCCAAACGCACCGCGCAGGAGUGGGGCGGGGCCCUCUGCGAGGUUUGUCGUGGCGGAUUCGUUUCGGAGGGCAAUUUCCCCGCGUGGGUGCGGAGUUGUUCGGAUCGUUUGCUGCGCGAUGGGCUUUUUACUCCGUCGACCUUUCCAAACGCCGUGCGGGUGCACGAAUACGCGGCCGGGGAGGGGAUCGGACCCCACGUCGACGGGCCGAUUUACGUCCCUGUCGUGGCGGUCCUCUCGCUGGGCGGGGCCGCCGCGAUGGGGUUCGCGCCGCGCACGCCGCCGCACGAAACCUCGCCGAUGGAGCAUUACGAGGAUACGUUUCGUUUCGCCGACGGCCCGAUCGCGCGGCGGGGGCGGGUUCAAACGGUCGUCCUCGAGCCCCGUUCCCUGUUGUUGUUCACAGGCGACGCCUAUUUUUUCCACCCCCAUGGCGUUUCCGAUGCGGCGGUCGACGAGCUCGCGCCCGAGAUCGCCGGCGCGGUCGUGAAUCGCCACCUCCUUCGUGAACCAGACAUCCAACGGGUCGUGCGGGGGUAUCGCGUGAGCGUGACGAUUCGCAACCUCCUGCCCCGUUGCAAUCACCAGCCCGGGCGGGCGGAGUUUGAGAUGAAACGCGCGUGGUACCUCUACCACAACCUCCCCCUCCCCACACCGCUUUUCACCGCCUCCCCGUUGAUCCGCGAAGCGGGGGGCGCGGGGGAAACCGCGUCGGCCGCGUUGGAGGCCCCGCGAGGGCCGUUGCCGCCCGAAGGGGGGGGGCGGUGGGAGGCCCGAAUGGAUCGCCUCGCCGCCGAGCAGGCCGCGUUGGCGGCGGAGAUGAAGGAGCUGAAGGGGCUUUUGGGGCAAUUCGUCGCCGCCGGGCGCAGCUCCCAGGCGGAGACCUCCGGCGUCCUCAACAGCAUGACGAAAUCGCUCCUGGAGGUGGACGCGAAACUCGACGAUUUGAUGGAUGAAUUACAGGCACGAAAGUGA